Papaver somniferum (opium poppy) is the source of this 969-nucleotide messenger RNA. RefSeq lists its product as uncharacterized. NCBI's taxonomy places the organism in Eukaryota, Viridiplantae, Streptophyta, Magnoliopsida, Ranunculales, Papaveraceae. The transcript is spliced from 2 exons. The coding region runs from base 1 to 969 and encodes 322 amino acids. The record is from RefSeq and is a predicted model, not a curated record.
AUGGGGUUCCCUUAUACUGCCAAUGUGCCUUGUGUUGGAAGGAGUGGUAGUCUUGUGCUGGCUUGGAAAAAGGAAAUCGAUCUUGCUGUUGUUUCCACUAGUAAUAGGGGCAUCUAUGUUACUACUAAGGAUAUCAUACACUCCAAAACUUGUCACAUUUCUUUCAUAUAUGAAGAACCUAAUAGUGCCUUAAGACAAGCCUUCUAUGAAACCAAUGCAUGCUACCACCUAUACCAGAAUUUUUGUAAUGUUUUUGACUUGCAUGACCCUGGUUUCUAUGGCCUUAGAUUUACUUGGUCUAAUAUGCAACAUGGUCCUGAUCUCAUCCUUGAAAGACUUGAUAUGUGCCUUGUUAAUCCUUAUGCUGAGUUGUUAUGUCCUAAAUUCUAUGUUAAUAAUCUUCCUAGGGACUCCUCUGAUCAUUUCCCUAUGCAUAUUGGCUUUAAUUUUGAAGUUAAUUUUAUGCCUAAACCUUUCCAUUUCAUGGCUAUGUGUAUGGAGGACCCUACUUGCAGGGAUGUUAUAGCUAAUGCUUGGUCUGUUAAUGUGAUUGGUUCCCAUGCUUAUAAACUUAAAGCAAAGCUGCUUAAUACUAAGAAAGGCCUUAAGGGUUGGAACAAAAUUUCUUUUGGUAACAUUCAAACCAACAUCAAAACUACUAGAGAAGAACUGGCAGAUCAUCAAACUUUCAGUCCUUCUGACUCCUCCUCUACUUCUAGAUUAAGGUCUAGGCUAGAAUACUUGUAUAAUCUUGAGGAACUUUACUGGAAAGAUAAAUCUAGGGAGAUUUGUCUCUUGGAAAGAGAUAGAAAUUCUCCCUAUUUCCAUAGAGUCACUCUCUUUAGGAGAAAAAGGAAUGCCAUUAGUUGGAUUAAAAAUUCUCUUGGUACUGUUUUAACUGAUAGAAACAACAUAAGAACUUCUUUUGUGGAUUAUUUUAGAAAUAUGUACUCCUCCCAACCUCAGUAA